Messenger RNA from Leucoraja erinaceus (little skate), 1503 nucleotides. Its product is annotated as EEF1A lysine methyltransferase 3-like. The record is from RefSeq and is a predicted model, not a curated record. Gene Ontology annotation, biological process: peptidyl-lysine methylation. Gene Ontology annotation, cellular component: cytosol; cytoplasm. Gene Ontology annotation, molecular function: protein-lysine N-methyltransferase activity. The transcript is spliced from 3 exons. Bases 76 to 768 code for a protein of 230 amino acids. NCBI's taxonomy places the organism in Eukaryota, Metazoa, Chordata, Chondrichthyes, Rajiformes, Rajidae.
GUGCUAAUUCCCCGCAAGGAGCGGGUCCCACCACAGUUUCUUGAGCACUCAAAGGGUGAAUUUCGGGGGAUUAAGAUGUCGGCUGUCCGACGGGUGGAGCCGCCCUGCGACUGCGCCGCCAAGGACGGGGCAAGUGAUCCCACCGUCAUAUUCGAGAACAAAUACGAGUUCUGCGGAUACAAUUUAAAGAUCGCUCGUUUCAUCAAUGCGAACCUCGGCUUCUCGGCCUACGUCUGGGAAGCUGGGGUCGCUCUUUGCCGGUACUUUGAGAAGCAGAACGCCAGUUUUACUGGGAAGACGGUGAUUGAACUGGGAUCGGGAACUGGGAUCGUGGGGAUCUUAACAACGUUACUUGGUGGAGAAGUGACCAUGACGGAUAAACCGAACACCCUGAAGCAAAUAGAAAACAACGUCUCCAUCAACAUCCCCUCUGCGUGCAGGCACCGGAUAAAUGUCCAGGCCCUGACAUGGGGUGAAGACCACGCCCGCUUUCCCACCAAUUAUGACUUCAUCUUGGGUUCUGAUAUUGUGUACAGCUCAGUUAGCUACCCGGCACUCGUGGAGACAUUGUGCCAUCUCGCCCAGCAAGGAGCUACAAUUUACCUCUCGUCCGAAUUACGAAAGAUGAAUGGUUCUCCCUACUUCCACGACGAGCUUCUACCUCGGCAUUUUAAUUGCCAGGUAGUUGAUAAGGUAGAUGGAAAAAAUGUUAUAGUGUAUAAAAUGACCAGAAUUGGUACAUAUCCACGGGAUGGGUGCUUAAACUAAAGAAAAAGCUUGGGAUCGUCUCAGCGAAUCUUAUAAGUUUUUGGUUUUAAAAUAAAUCAAAUAAAUAUCAUUCGCUGAAGGGUCUUAUUCGAUGUUUUUUUUAAUGUCGUAUUUCACCCUUAAUGCUACUUAACGAUGGCAGUGUUUCGUUUGUGUUGAUCAAGUGUUUGUUGGUUCUAUAUGGUAAUUGGUUUAAAGACACACAGCAACGGUCAGAACAUGGGGAAUUGUGAAAUCUUUCGUGCAAAAGACACAGUACGGGAGGAAACCGGUGGGCCAGGCAGCAUCUGUGGAGGGGAACAUACAGAUGACGCUUCAGGACGGGACCCUGCUUCGGACUGAUGGAGUAGAGGGGAGAUAACUGGAAGAGAAAAGAGAAGGGAGGGGUGAGGGAUGGGCUGGCAAGUGACAGGCGGACUCCCGUGAGGAUGCUUCGAUUGGCAGAUAGGUAAGCUGGGGGAGAGGAGGAUGAAGGUGAGAAGUGGAGAGGAUAAAAGCUUGAAGCUCGUAGAAAUCUGAUAAGGAAAUUGGGAAAUGUUGGAAGAGGGAAGGAUGGUGAGUAAAUUCAAGAUUACUCAAGAUUCCAGUAAUUGCAGUCUCUUGUGUCUCCAUACACCUACAUUAAGACAUUACUUGUGGUCGCCGGGGAGAUGGCCGGCAGUCUGUUCGUGUUUUCUUUGUUUUUGUUAUGUUUUAGUGUGUUAAAGGUUUGUUUAAAUGUUCUUCGGUUUGUUU